Lepisosteus oculatus (spotted gar) is the source of this 7300-nucleotide messenger RNA. RefSeq names its product endosome-lysosome associated apoptosis and autophagy regulator family member 2 (gene elapor2). Gene Ontology annotation, cellular component: membrane. Gene Ontology annotation, biological process: positive regulation of BMP signaling pathway. The record is from RefSeq and is a predicted model, not a curated record. NCBI's taxonomy places the organism in Eukaryota, Metazoa, Chordata, Actinopteri, Semionotiformes, Lepisosteidae.
AAAGCCGGUGGAUGUAAUUCCAAGCGGAGGAACAGGGCUGAGCUGAGCAGUGGGGUUGGAGGAAGGAAGGUGCGUGUAAAACAGUCAGCAUUGUAAUCUGAAAUAGACUCAUAUAAACAUACGUUCUUGAUGCUCCUGUAGAAGGGCCUCAGUGGGUCAUAAAUGAAAUGGAACUGAAGGGAUAUAUGAAACGGCAGGUUUUUUUCUCAGCGUUUUAUUUAACGCCUUGUUCCGUCCGGAUUCCCUGCGCUCUCAUCUGCACUCUGCUGCUCCAUUGGGUAACUGUGGAAGCAAAGGACCUGCCUCAAUGCACAGAGCGUGAUUACUAUUUCGAGUACACAGAAUGUGACAGCACAGGGUCUCGAUGGCGGGUGGCCAUACCCAACAAGGAGGGAAGCUGUACAGGAUUACCUGAUCCUGUUAGUGGCACAGAAUGCACCUUUUCAUGUGCAGCCGGAGAGUUUUUGGAAAUGUCCUCGCAGCAGUGCACUCAGUGUGCUGCAGGAACCUACUCCUUGGGCAGUGGGAUCCGCUUCGAUGAGUGGGAUGACAUACCUGCUGGAUUCACCAGUUUAGCUACGUAUAUGGACAGUGGCCCAGGGGGGGAUGAGGCCUUGUCCUGUAACAACUCAACCUGGGUUCCUCAAGGGAAUUACUUGGAAUCCAAUCGAGAUGAGUGCACCGUGUCCUUGAUCUACGCAGUGCACCUUAAGAAACAAGGUUCAGUGUCCUUUGAGUACCAAUAUGUGGACAACAACGUUUUCUUUGAGUUUUUUAUUCAGAAUGACCAGUGUCAGGAAAUGGACACAUCCGAUCAAAAGUGGAUCAAACUAACAAGCAAUGGAGAAUGGGGGACUCAUACUGUAAAUCUGAAGUCUGGCACAAAUAUCUUGUACUGGAGAACCACUGGAAUUUUACUUGGUUCAAAAAUCGUCAAGCCAGUGCUACUGAAAAACAUUCAGAUUGAAGGAGUUGCUUACACAUCCGAGUGCUUUCCUUGCAAACCUGGGACCUUCAGUAAAAAACCAGGGUCGUCAUCUUGUGAUAUUUGUCCAAGGAACACCCACUCUGGCAAAGGUGCUAGCUCCUGUACACCAUGCAAUGAGGAGAAUGAGUAUUCAUCAGAGGGAUCGGCAGAGUGUAAAGAAAAAACAUUUUGUACAGAAAAGGAUUACUUCCAAAUUCACACACCGUGUGACAGUGAUGGAAAAACCCAGAUCAUGUACAGGUGGAUUGAGCCGAAGAUCUGCAUGGAGAAUGUGACGGGCGCGGUGACACUGCCACCCUCUGGAGAGAAGAAGCCAUGUCCUCCCUGCAACCCAGGCUUUUACAACAAUGAUACGGCUACCUGCUCUCCCUGUCCCCCUGACACUUACUCUGACGGAACUAAAGCCUGUCAGGAGUGCCCUGCAGGGACAGAACCAGCUCUGGGAUAUGAAUACAAGUGGUGGAAUGUCCUGCCUGCAAACAUGAAAACCUCCUGCUUUAAUGUUGGCAACUCGAAGUGUGAUGGGAUGAAUGGCUGGGAAGUAGCUGGGGACCAUAUUCGCAGUGGUGCAGGUGGCUCUGACAAUGACUACCUCAUUUUAAACCUUCAUGUACCUGGAUUCAAGCUUCCAACUUCAGUAACUGGGACUACAGGCAGUGAAUUUGGCCGCAUUACCUUUGUCUUUGAGACCAUCUGUUCUGCUGACUGCGAGCUCUACUUCAUGAUGGAUGUGAACCGGAAGAGCACCAAUGUGGUAGAGUCUUGGGAAGGGACCAAAGAGAAGCAGUCCUACACCCACAUAAUGACCAAAAAUGCCUCUGUGUCAUACACUUGGGCAUUCCAGAGGACCAACCAGGCCCAGGAUACCAGAAAGUUCGUUAAUGACAUUGUGAAGAUCUACUCGAUCACCGUCACCAAUGCCCAGGAUGGUGUGGCCUCUUCCUGCCAUGCCUGUGCCCUCAUGUCUCAGCAAUCCGGAUCCUCCUGCAUCCCAUGUCCUGCGGGGCACUACAUUGACAAAGACACGAACCAGUGCAAAGAAUGCCCUCCAGGCACAUAUCUCUCCAUGCACCAGAUUUAUGGCAAGGAAGCUUGCAUUCCUUGUGGGCCAGGCAGCAAAAGCAAUAAGGAUCACACAGUUUGCUUCAGUGAUUGCACCUUCACCCACACAGUUGAAAAUCAGACCCUGACAUAUGAUUUCAGCCAGCUUAGCCCUGUCGGAUCAAUAAUGAAUGGGCCAAGCUUCACAUCUAAAGGGACCAAGUACUACCAUUUCUUCAAUAUAAGCCUGUGUGGAUAUGAGGGUAAAAAGGUGGCUGUUUGUACUGACAAUGUGACAGAUUUGUCAUCCAAGGACCUGCAGAAUGAAUCGGUUGAUUUUGUCAACUUUGUGGAAACCUUUAUCUGCCAGUCAACCAUCAUCCCUUCUGAUGGACGUGGGUUCAGAACUGCCUUGUCUUCUCAGUCGAUCAGCCUUGCAGAUACAUUUUUGGGAGCUACCAUUGAAACUACACUUAAUGGAGUCAGUAUAAAGACAGACUUGUUCCCUGAACCUCCAAAGAAAAUACCAGAUGUCAAUUUCUUCUAUCGUUCUCCACAGGCCACUUCCUCUUGUGAGAAGGGCAGAAAUGGCAUUAUUUCCUUGCGAUGCAACCCUAAGAAGAGUGGCCGAGGAGAGCUUUCUGUACCAAGUAAAUGUCCUGCAGGAACCUGUGACGGUUGUACUUUCAACUUCCUGUGGGAAAGUGCAGAAGCCUGUCCAAUGUGUACAGAAAUGGACUACCAUGAAAUCGAGGGAGCGUGCAAGGGUGGAGUUCAAGACACCGAAUAUGUAUGGAAUGAACCAAAGCUUUGUACUAAGGGAGUCUCCCUCCCAGGUACAAAGACCUCACCUUGUGAGGCUAUUGACUUCUGGCUAAAAGUUGGGGCUGGAAUUGGUGCUUUCACAGCAGUGCUGCUAAUAUCCCUGACCUGCUACUUCUGGAAGAAGAACAAAAAGUUGGAAUAUAAAUAUUCACGUUUAGUGAUGACUGCUAACAAGGAAUGUGAACUGCCUGCUGCAGACAGCUGUGCCAUAAUGGAAGGUGAGGAUAAUGAGGAGGAGGUGGUUUAUUCCAAUAAGCCCUCCUUGCUGGGAAAGCUGAAGUCAAUAGCCACAAAGGGAAAUGGGGACAACUGUGAGUCAGUCCAGCUAAAAUCAUCCAAAAAUGAGAGAUGGGUUUGGGGAUAAAAAAAUGCUGUUAAAUAUAUGAUGAGAGAAGAAAAAAAAACUGCAAAAAAAACUAUAAUUAAGAAUAAUCUGAAUGAUCUGUGGACCAGGAACUUGGUUGGUGAAGAUACUCAUGUUUGGUUGCCUUAUUACUGGGAUAACAUACCUUGCCAAAGGGGAUUCAGACAUUAAAUUGAUAGUCCAGCUCAGGAAGGGAUACACAAUUCGUUUGCUUUCUUACUUUGCUUUUUGUGACUGUUUAAAGGUUCAAAUAGUACUGCUUGUGUGUAAUGAGAUCCACUAGGUCUCUCUACUUUGAAAUUACAGUAGCUAAUUCAAAACUAAAUCAUUCCCUGUGUGUUAGAUACAAUGGGCAAGAGCUUUACAGACCACAAAGUAACAUGGCUCACUUACUGUACCUGGCUGGAAUUGCUUUACAGCUCAUUACUCUGCUUCUAUUUUUAUUCUUCAUCAGAACAUGCAGUUGUGGCAAAAAGGCGAGUCCUAAAACUCAAGUUUUUUUUUUCUCUCUGCCAUUUCAGGAGAUCAGGCUGUUUAUGUGACAUUUAAUACUCAUAUUUGGUUUGUGGCUUUUGUCCCCCUUAUAUAAAUAGAACUAUCAGUGUAUCCGCUGUAAACUACCAGUGAUGAAGGAAACAUUGAAUUUAUAGUGUUUAAAAUCUGUUUUAUGUGUGCUUUUUGAAUUUUAAUUUUGUACAUUUACUUUUGUUGAAUUUGGAUGCUUUUAUGUUAUUUUUUUUUAACUGUAGUUUUCCCAUAUAAAAUCAUUGGUAUUUGCAAAUCUUAAAUAUUGUCAAACAUGAUGUGCAGUAAUGAUCUUGGAUAGUAUUACAUUUGAAUAUUAACAGAGAAAAGACCUGUUGUUUUGCAUUUUUAAUUGAAAUGUGAUUAGACAUGAGAUCCCAUAAGGAAAAAAAUGAAACAAGAAUGCAUUGAGGCUCCUUAUCCUUAAUAAAAUACAGUAAAACCUCUCUUCUAGGCAUAUUUGUUUAAGGAGGUUUUCUGCAUAGAAAAUAAAAUUAUUCAUUGUGAUGAAUAUUUCAACAAUGGAUAAAGGUACUAGAGGCUCCAACCCCACACAUAUACACACUUGCAUAGUGAACAGAGGAAAACGAGCCUGUUAAAUGUAUUUUUUAGGCAGAAUGCUGUAAAAUGCUGACAGAAAGCUUUUUUCACGUAUGUAGAAAUGACUUUCCAAUUGUGCAAUUAAUAGGGAUUUUGUUUUGUUUGACUGUGAGGCAACUAAGCAUUCCAAUAACUACCAUGUGGUACUUGGUAAUCCUUAAUGAUGGAUUCCAGUAAAUAAAAUCUUCUGAUGAAAGAAUUGGUGAAUAUGCCAGUGUUUGUAAUGGCUGUUUUAUUUUAAUAUUUUUAAUGCAGUAUUUGGACAAAUUUUUCAUAAUGGGUUUUUUUCUCCUCCAAAUAAAUGUUUUUUGUAAUGGACAACACAGUCAGCCCCUGGGAAUAAAUGCAAAACUACAAAGAAAGUACUGCUGAGAUGUCAGUUUUCCUUUAAAGCAGGGCUUCGAGCCCAUUAUUACUCCACAGAGGCUGAAAGCAGUGAGAUGUGUACAAUUUACCAAAAAUGUCAUCCUAGAAAAAAAAAUCUUUAAUUUAGAACCUGAAAGGCACUCAGAUUCACCUACCCUUCCAAACAGAAAUAGCAGGAGGUAACACUAUUUUGAAAUGGGGCUUGUUUUAUUAUCAUGGGAAAUGGUGUUAUUUGUAUGACAUUUUUUUUUUCCACACAUUGACAAAUUAUGUUUUUUUGAAAUUGCACUUCUUCCAUUACUCAUGCUGCUUUGAAAUGGAGUGUAAGGCAACUUUGAAGUCAACUCCAGAUAUGUUUAAGGGCUAAAACUUUACAAAUAUAUAUUAAUUAUUUGUAUUGUAAUGCUUUACGAUCCUUUUAACAACGUAUCCUUUGAAUAUACUGGUGAACUUCUUGUGGUCCCAAAACACAUUACUCAACAGGGGAUAGUUAUUCAUUUAAUAACUGAUUUAUGUUUAAUGACUUGACAGUUAGGGUCAAAGCUGGUACCGUGAAUCCAUGAAAAUGUUUGACAGAAACCUCUUAAAAGGAAGUGUCAAAAAAAAUUAGAGGCUGGAUAAUGUAAGAUUCCAGUAACUCAUUUGUAGUUGGACAAUAUGAAGAACCAUAACAAAAUGAGAUGGCAUUUUUUCCAUUCCUCCACCCAUCCAUCAAUUUUCUAACCGUUUUUUCCAAUAAAGGGUCAUGUGAGACCCAGAGCCCAUUCCGGCAAGCAAUGGGCAUGAGACAGGAUAAACCCUGGAAGGGAUGCCAGUCCGUCACAGGGGACACACAAACACAAACACGCACACCAGGGUCAGUUUUUUUUCUCAGAAAUCAGUUAACCUACAAGUACUGUAAUGAGUACUGGACUGUUGCACUGUGGGAGGAAACAGGAGCACCUGGAGGAAACCUACAUGCACACAGGGGGAGCAUACCAACUCCACACCGAUAGCACCCCAGGUCCCCAGUGCUGCGAGGCAGCAAAGCUAACCACUGUGCCACUGUGCUGCCCAUUUUAUAUUCAUUUAUUCCAUUUGGUUAAUUUGAAUGGCUUUAUCCCUGUUUUAAAAGGUGUCAUUAGAUUUUUCUUGUGUAAAAAAGCUGUAAAAAUGGCCGCAGUACCUUUGUGGGCAAACUGACAAAAUUCACAACACUCCAAGGGUUAUAUAACUAUCACUUUUUAAUUUAUAAAAUAAUUGAAAGAGUGUUUUCUCUCAGCAGCAGACAACAAAGGGAAUACUUAAUGCUAGUUAAGACAGUGUUGUUGAAGAGUACAAGGUGGUCAGUGCUGAAGGAAAGUGAGGAAAAGACUCCACCCUCCACCUCUCUACAGUACAGACACAUCCCUUUUGUUAGCUGUAUGCACGUGUGGUCACAGCAGGAGAAAGCCGCCCACGUUUCAGUUCAGCUACUUAUUUCCCCCUUACGUUGUUGUUGGGCCCGUCCUGCCCAUGAAUGACCUCAAUAGAGAAAAAGAAAAGAGAAGCACACAAGAAAAGUGAAUGAUUUUUUUUUAUUAUGAUGCAUCACCUUGCUAUUGCACUCAUUAUUUGAACUAUACUGUUACUUGCUCUCCAAUCAUUCUACGCCAAGUUCCAGGUUGGCCAAAGCAAGCACUGUGGACCAUGUUUUUUUUGUUUUGUUUUUGGUGGUACAAUAUCAGAAUAUGACGGAUAGUUAAGCCUUUUAAACAGUCGCAAAAUAAAUGAUUUUACAAAAUAAAAUUAGGAUUGCUGUGCAUCUCGUCUUUGUCUUUAUGAUCGGAUGCCUCCUCUGCACUGUUACUCAGGUUCCUGUGGUGGCUGACCUAAACACCACACUUAAACACAACCAUAUAAACAGUGUGAAAUAACUUAAAAAAAUGGUUGAGUAAUAGAAAGAUAUUGCCUUGACUCAGGAACAAUAGGCUAUUUUUGGUUUGUGUAUAUCACACAUAUCAUGACAUUUAUACAGAGAAAGUGACUUAAACUGCUCUAUGAGCAGCUCAGUCGUUGGAGUGUUCCAGAAUUUUGGAAGAAGUAGAUUCCAUUCAUGGUUGUCCAUGGCAACUCGACUUUGGAGUAAUGUAUCCUCGGGCAGCAAGGAAUGCACUAACAGAUAAGCCUUACAACAAAGAAAAAUAAUCUCUCAGAUGUGUGAGCAUAAAUAAAAUGCAUGACUAGGGGCAUGAGAUUACUUUACAUAAUCCUCAGCUUCCUGUUGUAUUUUGGACACAUGGUUUUCUUUGUAUUUUUUUUUCCAACCAAUGGAACUGGUGUGCAAUUUCUGUUAUUUCUCUGGGUAGCAUUUUUUACAAAAUUUGCCUUGUAUAUUUUACAGACUCCCAAAGAUAUUGUUUCAUAUACAGUACAUCCUAUUUCAUUAUGUUACUGCACUGGAAGGCAAAACCAGUUAUUUCUAAAGAACUAUGUUUGCAGAUAUGCGAGUACCAAUGUUCGCUUUUUUGUAUAUUUUGUAUUGUGGUGCACAUUUAAAGCUGUACAAACUUGUGGUAAAAUGUUCUUGAUUGUUGUCAUGAUUCUUUAAUAAAUGUGAAUGGCUUUGGAAA